UUCGAAGCAUCAGUCUUGCGUUCUUCCUGAACCGUACAUGUUCUAAAGAAUCGACCUUUCGAGCGUUCUCAUCAUCUCCGUCUCCAUCAAAUUACUCAACCCAGGCUCGUGGCGGCCUCCCUCGCUUCUAUUCCGAAAUCCUCCCUUCUUCCAAGGGUAGUGUUGUUCGUGUCAAAGGAGAUGAGUUUUGGCACAUGACUAGAGUUCUAAGAUUGACCAUUCAUGAUAGAGCUAUUUAAUGGAAAAGGGAACUUAGUUGAAGGAUGCAUACAGAACAUUGAUCAAUCUGGACUGAAAAUUGUGGCUCUAGAGAAUCCCAAGUUGGUAUCACCUUUGGAGACUCAAUGGCAUGUCUUUGCUGCUUUCGGAACUCUAAAGGGAGGUCGCGCUGAUUGGCUUGUAGAGAAAUGCACUGAGCUGGGGGCCCAUAGCAUUACACCACUGUUGACAGAACGGUCUUCUUCUCUUUCAGAAAAUCGUGUGGAGAGAUUAUUACGUGUCAGUUUGGCUGCAUCCAAACAAUGUCAGCGGCUGCACGAAAUGAGUUUCAACCCUCCUAUUAAAGUUGCUCAGCUCUUGCCUCAUGUUUUAAUUCUGUUUUUCUUUGAUUAUUUUUGGCCGGGUGGUUACUCCAAAGGUCAAAGCGUCGCCGUUAUCAUUUAUUGCGUUAGCAGAGGCAGCACCAGUUUUUAGUGCCUUGAAUUCCCGAAGAAAAGAAUCGUCUGGAUUAUUGGUAAUAGGACCGGAAGGAGACUUCACUGAGAAUGAGAGGAAAAUGAUAGUUGAAGCAGGUGCAACUGCAGUAGGUCUGGGGCCACAUCGCCUACGAGUUGAAACUGCCACGGUGGCACUUUUGGCAACUUUGAUGUUUUGGGCGGACAAUCAGUGUCAACUAGCCAACAGUUAGCAGAACUUACAAGGCCUGCCUAUGUAAGGGAUUUCUUUGUUGGGCUUAUAAAUUUGGGAUGGCUUGGUUUAUACUUUUCUUGAAGCUUUAUGUUCUCAUUUGGUGGUAUGUCCUGAAUUAUGAACUCGAAAUGUGGUUGCUCACCUUAGGAUAGAGCUUGCAGUCUCGUCUUCGUCUCAUUUUUCUUGCUUUUCUUUAAUCAGACACAACACUGUUUUUAUAUCACACACAAAUCUCUUAUCAUGCAUAAAGAUUUGUUUAAAAUGUUGUGGUUAUUUUGAUAUUAAACUCAAAGAAUUUCAGGAUUAGGCUGGACCUCCCAUCUCAAUCCCUUUGAUCAAGUCUGAAGCUGCAACUGAAGCAUCUUAUACAGCUGAGACAGAAUUAUAAUCUAAGGGACUUUUAAAGUAUUACCGAUAACAUAAAAUGUAUAGAGAGAGGCCAGUUUCGUUGUCAAGUGGAGUUAAAUUAUAUAAAUUAUUUUUUUCUAAUUGUCUCGCAUAUAAAUAAACAAGUGUUCUACAUUGGCGUCUUUGUUUUUUAAUAUCUCAUUUUCUUUUUAUAUUAUAGUUGGACAAGUGAAAUUGUAUUUUGAGGUUCUUUUAGAAGACAGAAAUCAUAAGUAACACAAUUAUUCUUCAAAAAAUUUAUAAG
This is a messenger RNA of Cuscuta epithymum, 1561 nucleotides long. The record is from the annotation of a GenBank genome assembly. NCBI's taxonomy places the organism in Eukaryota, Viridiplantae, Streptophyta, Magnoliopsida, Solanales, Convolvulaceae.